This is a messenger RNA of Amphibalanus amphitrite, 2275 nucleotides long. Its product is annotated as cuticlin-1-like. The transcript has 8 exons. The record is from RefSeq and is a predicted model, not a curated record. The coding region runs from base 283 to 1482 and encodes 399 amino acids. NCBI's taxonomy places the organism in Eukaryota, Metazoa, Arthropoda, Thecostraca, Balanomorpha, Balanidae.
GCCUCCGCCGCCGCCUCCGCCGCCGCCGCUGCUUUUGCUUUCACCUGGCGGUGGCGGCGGCGGCGGCGGCGGCUCGACAAGGCCUCAGUCGGAGCUAGGAUGGCGUAGCGCGGGCUCGUGUCGCCUCCUCCAACUCGUGUGAUAUCUCACAGCCGUGCGGCCGCUGGUGACACGUGCAGCUCACCCAGCACGUGCAGCUGACUCGUGCCAAGUGUGUUCGCGCGGCACACUCCGACCGUCCCGAGAUCCCGACCGACCGCGCGCCCGACCGUCCACCCAGCCAUGAGGACUCGACUGGACACAUGCCUGCUGGUGCUGGCCGCGGCAAGCCUCACAACAGCUCUGAAACCGCCUCUCAAAGUGAGAAGUCCGGUGGAGGACAUCCGCAUCGAGUGCAGCAGCAACGACAUCGAGGUCUCCAUCUUCACCAACCAGGAGUUCAACGGCAUGGUGUAUCCGAAGGGACUGGCCAAGAACUCGACCUGUAUGACCGAGUACACGGGCCAGGGCUCGCCAGUGCGCUACCGGCUCUCUCUGCGCAGCUGCAACACCAUGGGCGUCCAACAGGAGGACGACACGAUCGAAUACUUCAACACAAUCGUGGUGCAGCCACACAGGAAGCUGGUCACCAACCAGGGACGCGGCUUCCACGUACGGUGUAAAUACCAGACCCGGGACAAGGCGGACAUCGAAACCAAGCGCCGGCCAGGCUCCACAGCUCUGGCGGCGGCGCCGACAGCAGCAGCGGCCAUGCCCGUCUGCUCGAUGCGGAUCUACUCUGACGCUGCCGACAAGACGGUAGCCGGCACGGUUCACAUUGGUGAUAAACUUACCAUGGAGAUUGCCAUUGACGAGCAGAAGGAGUACGGUCUGCGAGUGGUGGACUGUCUGGUUCGAGACGGCCUCGGCUGGGGGCAGCAGCAGCUCGUCAACUCAGAGGGCUGUCCAGUGGAUUUCGACAUCCUGGGUCCCCUGCAGUACAGCGAGUCCAAGACGAGUGCCUCUGUCAGCUUCCUGGCACACAAGUUCCCGUACACGUCUUCAGUGUACUACCAGUGCAACGUGCGACUCUGCCUCAAACAAGCGGGCGGUUGUGACGAUGUGCCGCCGAUCUGUCAGGCGGGGUCGAACGUGCGCCGUCGCCGGGAGCUGAGGAACGCCACUGUCGACGACUUCGACCCGAACGACGGCCGUGUUAUCGAGGUGUUCAGCGGGCUCUACGUGGACGAGGGGACCGAGGCAGAGGCCGCCGCCGACCAGGGACCCACCAAGGAGGAUCUGGAGAACGACGACCUCCUCUGCAUCUCCCCACGGACGUUCGCCAUCGUGAUCGCCAUCAUCGGCCUCCUGCUGAUGAUUGCCGUCGUCGUAGCCAUCAUGAUCAUCAUCAACCGGCGUCGGAGGCGCAAGGACAUGUCGGCGACAGGCAGCUCUAUCUACUCGGGGCCAUACACAAACACGGCCUACUCACACUCUAGUUAGGCCAACUGCCGUCUACUGGCGCUGGCGUCGUGCGCGGUGAAUGUAGGUGGCGCGAGUGAGGCGUGCGCCGGCGGCCGGCCUCUGCGGGUAAUCGUCGGGGGUGACCGCCGCGCCGGCGGUUCGAGACGUGCCGUCUCUUGAAUAAAGGAGCCCAGGGAUAGUCCUGCAAUGUUCUAUGUGGAAAUAUGUAGUUGGAAUCUCAAGGUACCUGUAUUGUGUGUGCUAGGCCAGGCCAUGCUGCCAAUAUCUCUGUCGGAACAGGACAGAUUCUCCUUCGAGCUUUCUAGUAGGUUUCUGUCGUGGAAAAGCCUGGCUUUAAAUGUGACUGGGCUCCCUCGUUCUCGAGACAUUCGAGCACGCUCCGUUGUGUGAUUCGUAGGACUGGAUCCAGGAGGUGUGCUUUACCGAGGUGUGUGUCGCAAUCCGAGGUGAAUGUUGUGUGGGAGGCUGAGCGAAGCGCUGUAGAUCAGUCAUUGACUUCGUAAAGAAGAGGUCGUCACCUAGCUUUUUUAAUAGGCUCAGAUGUUUCAUUGUGAUAUGGAGUCACCCGCGCUGAUAAUGCCAAGACUGCCUACACUUUAUUUGGUGGUGAGACUUAACAGACAGAUAACUAAUCGUCUUCCCAAAGAACUCAAUUCAAUGCCGCUUACGGGAAAAGUGAAGGUUGUUGUUCAUCAUGAACCGCAUUAUCUGUGAGCGACAAAUAAGUGUAUUUCAGUGUGUAUGAACUCACUGUAGAUAACCAUUGUUUUAGUGUGUUAACACAAAAAGAAAUAUACUAUAAUAAAACAAA